GUCACCUGACGCGCGCUUUGCCAUUGUUUCCAUUCUAAGUAAAAGAGUCCGCUGGCUCAGUUAGGAAGGCGGCAGGCAUGAUAUGAUGAAUGAAAGGCCCCAGAUGACAUUUUAGAAUAAGGCGAUUGGCCAAUAAUUGUCGGGAGAUGGAUGCGAGCCUCGGCAUGCCCCUCAGCUUUUUUUUUCCCUGGGCACUGUGGGAACAAAAGUGCCCCAAUCCACGAGAUUUUCAUCAAGCCUUUUUUUUUUUUUUUUUAUCACCGAACAAGACCGCGUAUCUUGGUUCGGAUCCGGCAUUUUGACUUCGUCAUGGUUUAUGAUGCCCGCUUCGAAUGUCUCACCAGUUACACGAAACCUCCGCAGAUAGACAAAUUGACAAACGACAAAAAAGACCGCAGCAAGCUCGGCGAUGAUUCCAUCUCGGCGCCAUGGGACGUUGAGGAGGUUCGGUCACCGAGGGCGGAGGGGGUCGUCGAUUGGGAAACGCAUCCAUGGAUCUCGGAUCUUGGAAGGAGGUGGAAGCUCAAGCCACACACACAUCAAAUUACAACGCCGUUGCGGGUUGCAUUGUUAUCAUUGAUCUUCCGGUCUGAUCAAAUGUGGUGCUCCUAUCACCGAGGGGAGGACCCUGCCAGACCUCGGGAUUACCUAUUUUCUCGCAGGAAGGAACAGAAGGAAAAAAAAAAGAACAAGGCGUUUUUGGGGGUGGAAAUGGGGGAACUGGCAUGACCCCCGAUUGCCUCAUUCGUCACCGCCUUUACUGCGGUAGAAGGACCCUGUCAGCUUAUUCAUGUCGAUUGUCACUGGACGGGAAGGGAAGGCUCGCCAGUUACUCGGACCCGGACUCCGGUUCAUGGUCCACCCGCUGCAGGUUUGAUGGACCAUGGUUCUUGCCUUCUGGGACUUCUGGCGUACUUUUUUGUCAUCUUUUUCUUUCCGUUCUCUUCUUUCGGUACCGAGGCGCUAAUGGAGAAAAAA
This is a messenger RNA of Colletotrichum phormii, 978 nucleotides long. RefSeq lists its product as uncharacterized. The coding region runs from base 151 to 729 and encodes 192 amino acids. The record is from RefSeq and is a predicted model, not a curated record. The transcript has a single exon. Lineage: Eukaryota; Fungi; Ascomycota; Sordariomycetes; Glomerellales; Glomerellaceae.